Drosophila novamexicana is the source of this 996-nucleotide messenger RNA. RefSeq lists its product as uncharacterized. Bases 1 to 996 code for a protein of 331 amino acids. Gene Ontology annotation, cellular component: chitin-based extracellular matrix. The record is from RefSeq and is a predicted model, not a curated record. Lineage: Eukaryota; Metazoa; Arthropoda; Insecta; Diptera; Drosophilidae. The transcript has 3 exons. Gene Ontology annotation, molecular function: structural constituent of chitin-based larval cuticle.
AUGGAAGUUCUUACAAAUACAUUUCGCCUAUGGUUGUUUUUGCUGCUGCUGCUGCUCGUCGCAAAAGUAUACGCCGCGUUGGCCACGCCAGUGCCAGCAGGAAAUACAGCAUACGCGAAGACAGCAGAUGAAACUCGAAGCGAGCCAAGCAAAAUGAGCAAUUUCUUUCUGCAUGAGCCUUACGGUCCCAAUACCUACGCCUUUGGCUAUGAAGUGGAGGAUGCACAGACUGGCAAUAUACAGUUUCGAGAUGAGAGACGAUUUGUGAACGGCAGCAUCGAGGGCAGCUAUGGCUAUGUGCGGCCCGACGGAUACGUUCAGGUGACACGCUACAGGUCCAAUGAGGAGAGCGGCUACUUGGCGCACUCCCAAAGCUAUGCGCCGGGCGAUCAGCGUGUGGACUCCAUUUGGCCCACACAGCGCCCCGAUCUACUCAAGGUGCAGCAUGAAAUGCAGCCAGCUGUGAAUAUCAGCUGGGAUCCCAAGAGUCAUUUGAACGUGAGCGUGGAUCAGGUGGAGCACAAGGUGGCACAGCAACUGAAGCAGCAGCAUGGCCUGGAUUUGAAUCACAUCAAUGUGGCGCAGGAUGUGCUGCAGCCAGCUGUGCUGGAUAUAGUCAAUGGCAAGACGCCGCUUACGACUCAAGCCAAUGGCAGUUUAGCCUUUGAAACAUUGCACAACUUUAUAGACAAGGACUUGCCGCUGGUGCCAUUCGAGCUGCCAGCCGAUGAACUGCUUACAACAACAACAACAAUGGCUACAACUUUGGCUCCAUUGGGCAAGACAACAACGCUUGGCACAUACAACAAAGCCAAGUCCAAUAACGAUGAGAAGGCACCGCAAGUGGCCACAGUUGUGGUUAGCACCACAUUGCCACCGCCCAGGCCUUUGGUUAAUGAUAAUUCCAAUGCUAGCAGCUGGUACCACAAAAUCAUUCAGGCGAAUCGUCGUGAAUUCCUAGAGCAUUUACCAAAUUUGCAUCAACUAAACGCUUAG